This is a messenger RNA of Trichoderma reesei QM6a, 933 nucleotides long. RefSeq lists its product as uncharacterized. The coding region runs from base 1 to 933 and encodes 310 amino acids. The record is from RefSeq and is a predicted model, not a curated record. The transcript is spliced from 2 exons. NCBI's taxonomy places the organism in Eukaryota, Fungi, Ascomycota, Sordariomycetes, Hypocreales, Hypocreaceae.
AUGGCCGCCAUAGACUCAACAGCCACCCAGGCAACCACCAAGCCGGCCGUCCCCGUCGUCACCUCAUUCCCCUUCAACCCGCUCACAACGACCUUCACCCGCCCGUCCGACUGCGACGGCCUGUUUGCGUCCUCGUUCCUCUCCGGCAUCGACUUCUCCACGUCGUGCGUGCCCAAGGGCUUCCACACCGACGAGACGUCCUACUUUUCCCCGGGCCUCAUCUGUCCCUCGGGCUACUACUCCGCCUGCCACGACAACAUCGGCGCCAGGACAAUCACCACAGUCACAUGCUGUCCGACGUACGGCAGCGACGUCUCGCUCUCGUGCGUCACGGCGAGCACGCUGAGGAGCGUCUGGUCGACGCUCUUCUGCACGUGGAUCGCGCCGGACGGCGACGGCACGGUGCUGCCCAUGACGGUGAGCAACGGCGGGACGACGAGCACGGUGCAGGGCGCGUUUACGGCGCCGGGGGGCCUGAAUGCGUACGGCAUCCGGAUGGUCUAUCAGAAGACGGACACGGAGACGACGACCAUGGCGACGAGGACGACGUCGUCGCCCACGAGGAGCAAGGCCACCACCACGGCGACGAGGACCGGGGGCCAGCCGGGCAAGACGAGCGAGGCAUCCUCUGGGUUGUCAUCUGGCGCAAAGGCCGCGAUUGGGGUCGGGGUUGCCGUGCCGAUUGCUGUCGUCGGGCUGGCUCUCGGCCUCUUCUUCUGGUGGUGGAGGAGGCGGAAGCAGUACAACAGGGUGCGCGCGGGCCAGACGACGCCGCCUACGGAGCUCUCCGGGCACCAGAGGCCGAGCGAGCUGCCGAACGAAGGGGUGAACAAGCCCGUGUAUGUGGCCGAGGUGCCGGCGCAUGAACCUCCUGCGAUAGAGCUCCCGGCGCCGUUGAGUUUGUUGGUUAUGAAGGCGAGUUCGAAUGUGUGA